CAAAUACGAAAAAGAUGGCGCCGGGUCGUUUGAUGUAAACAAAGACCUUGGAACGAUAACUCUGUUUUUGUACUUCAAGAAGAAGCAAACAUGAUAGAUCACCACAAGAGUCACAUUGAAAACACAUUUUAGCUCAGCGAGGAGAAGACAGAGAUGGCGGGACGCGGUCGUGGCCGGAGUCGCAAAACGAUGACGUUCAAUGUGGAAGCCAUCGGCAUCAACAGAGGAGAUACUCUACCUCCAUCCAUCCAACAGCCCACACCUCUGUUUCCUGCGUUGGAGCACAAGCCCCUCCCCCUGGCCGGAGGGGAGGAGGCAGAGUAUCUGUUGGCCCUGAAACAGGAGUUCAGAGGGGCCAUGAAGACCCUACCCUUCUUCAUCCAGCCUGCUUCUGCACACACAGGUCAGAGGUCACACACAGAUGUGGAACGAUACUCUGACAAAUAUCACAGCAGCGAACAAGCCGACACUCUGACGGGCUGGUUGCCAGACUGGAAGAGAUUCCCAAAAGAGCUGAGGUUACGUGUCAGGAAAACAAUAAAAAAAGCUGUGUCCAGAGAGGUUGUGAGAUCAAAGAGAGGUCAGGCUGAUGAGCAGAAAAAAGAAGUAAAAGAAAAGAAGGAAGUUCUCCUCAAAUUGGAGACGCUGCAGAGUGAAGAGCAGCAGAGCUCCGAGGAUGAGGAGCAGCAAGAAAAGAAGGAAGAAGAUCAGGAGGCUGAGGAAGAGUAUGAUGAGGAGGAGCUGGAGGAAGAGACGGACUACAUCAUGUCCUAUUUUGACAACGGCGAGGACUUUGGCGGGGAAAGUGAUGACAACAUGGACGAGGCCAUUUACUGAAACAUUUGUGGCCAUUUCUAUGGCAACUGCCAGUUUUAAGUCAAGAUUUUAAAUGUUGAAGUUGUUGUUUUUUUCAUAUUGUUGACUGUUUUUUUACUGCAAUGGAGAAAAAAAGAUUUAAUUGAAACAUUGAAGACAAUA
This is a messenger RNA of Dunckerocampus dactyliophorus (ringed pipefish), 978 nucleotides long. It is a transcript of the gene polr3glb, whose product is annotated as RNA polymerase III subunit GL b. The transcript has 8 exons. Bases 154 to 837 code for a protein of 227 amino acids. The record is from RefSeq and is a predicted model, not a curated record. Gene Ontology annotation, cellular component: RNA polymerase III complex. Gene Ontology annotation, biological process: transcription by RNA polymerase III. NCBI's taxonomy places the organism in Eukaryota, Metazoa, Chordata, Actinopteri, Syngnathiformes, Syngnathidae.